AAAUUCUGUUUUCCAUAUUUUAUAGUGCAAGUUUCUGUUCAUUGGAUAAACUUGUGCAAAAUUAUAAUGAAAUUCUUCUCUUUUACAGAUCUAGUUCAGCUAAGAAACGACAAAAGACAAUGACGAAUAAUCUGCGUCAAAGAGGAUCUCAGGUCAACAGUCAGCCUUCAAAUGAUGCAGCAGCUCCACUGCAGAACAAUGACAACAUUAAUAUCGUCCUCCUGGGGAAAACCGGAGUUGGGAAAAGUUCCUCAGGAAACACCAUCCUGGGAGAGAACAGAUUCCCAUGUAAAAGAAGUCUCUCCUCUUACACACGUGUAUCUAGUGUUGAGAGAUCAGAGAUUAAUGGCAGAUCUGUGUCUGUCAUCGACACUCCUGGGUUUUUUGAUACUAAUCUUCCAAAAGAGAAGCUCUCAGACGAGUUUGCGAGGAGUGUGUAUCUGUCUGCUCCAGGAGUUCAUGCGUUUUUAUUUGUUGUGCCGUUUGGCAGGUUCACAGAGCAGGAGGAAGAGAUAUUGACAAAAAUGCAGAAGGUUUUUGGUAAAGAAGUGCUGAAGCAUGUUAUCAUUCUCUUCACAUACGGAGAUGAAUGUGACAGAGAGAAUAUAGAGGCAGAGAUCAAUGAGAAUCCAAUUGUCAAAAGAGUCGUAGAGAAAUGUCAGAAUUAUCAUGUGAUCAACAACAGAGAUCUGACUGACAGACAGCAGGUCAAUGAUCUACUCCUGAAGAUUGACACGAUGAUAGAGUGGAACGGGUGCUACACCAAUAAGAUGUAUAAAUAUGCUCAAAUGUCCACAUUUGAACGCUUCUGUAAAAUAUUCAGAGAAUAUUUUGAUGCUGUCAUCGACUUCCUCCGUGAAAAAACAAAAUGUCUUAAAAGGACCUUGGAAGAAAUUUUAGAUAACGCAUACGAGCAACUGAACAAUGAUGACUAAAAACAAAAUUUUGAUGUAAACAAUUCUGUUAUUAUUAUUUGUAACUUUUGGUGUGUAACUUCUGUUUCGUUUGGCAACAUACAUUAAACAAUCUAUAAAUCUGAUUAAACCCAAAUUAUUUCACAUUUUUGUUUCAGCACAUAAGGCAAAAGUCAUUGUUUAAGAAAUAUUUGUAAGAUUUAAUUGUUUGCUUAUGUUAAAGGUAUA
Molecule: messenger RNA, 1142 nt
Organism: Megalobrama amblycephala (Wuchang bream)
Lineage: Eukaryota; Metazoa; Chordata; Actinopteri; Cypriniformes; Xenocyprididae
Product: GTPase IMAP family member 4-like
Exons: 3
Coding region: 120-935 (271 amino acids)
Molecular function (GO): GTP binding
Source: RefSeq, a predicted model, not a curated record